Papilio xuthus (Asian swallowtail) is the source of this 3231-nucleotide messenger RNA. It is a transcript of the gene Mtr4, whose product is annotated as exosome RNA helicase Mtr4. Gene Ontology annotation, biological process: RNA catabolic process; maturation of 5.8S rRNA. The transcript has 18 exons. Gene Ontology annotation, molecular function: RNA helicase activity; ATP binding; RNA binding. NCBI's taxonomy places the organism in Eukaryota, Metazoa, Arthropoda, Insecta, Lepidoptera, Papilionidae. The record is from RefSeq and is a predicted model, not a curated record. Bases 95 to 3178 code for a protein of 1027 amino acids. Gene Ontology annotation, cellular component: nucleus.
GUAGGUAAGAUGUAACUAACUUCAAAAUCAAACAUGCAGGUGCGAUGCAAACACGCAUUUGUAUUUUUGUAAAAUAUUUAUAAACAUUAAAAGGAUGGAGCAAGUUCAAGAUUUAUUUGAUUGCUUUGAAGAAACUGCUGAUGACACGCCUGAAAUUUCAAAAGGCGUCUUAGGUGAAUCUAAAGAAGCUAAAAAUUCAAGUAAGCGACCGCAUGAAGAAGUUGAGUACGCAAACACUGCAGAGACUAAAAGACCAAAACAAGACGAUGGAGAAGACGAGGCAGAUCUCCUUGCUGACUUAGACUUGGAUGUUUUAAAAUCUCGUAUAGUUAUACAUACCUUAGAAACAAGCGAUGGUUGUACACAUGAGGUGGCCAUACCCCCAGGUCACGAGUAUGUUCCAUUGGCGCCCAUCUCUGCAGAACCUGCUAAACAAUACAGUUUUAUUCUGGAUCCCUUUCAAAAAGAAGCGCUGCUGUGUAUAGACAACUUGCAAUCUGUUUUAGUGUCAGCCCACACAUCUGCCGGGAAAACUGUUGUAGCUGAGUAUGCAAUAGCUCUUUCAUUAAAGAGUAAACAAAGGGUGAUAUAUACAACCCCAAUCAAGGCAUUAUCGAAUCAAAAAUACAGGGAGUUUUCUGAAGAGUUUCAGGAUGUUGGAUUGAUCACUGGUGAUGUUACAAUCAACUCAUCAGCUUCAUGUCUGAUAAUGACCACAGAGAUUUUAAGAAACAUGCUGUAUAGAGGAUCAGAAAUAAUGAGAGAAGUUGGAUGGGUUGUGUUUGACGAAAUUCAUUACAUGAGAGAUAAGGAAAGAGGAGUUGUGUGGGAAGAGACAUUAAUCCUCUUGCCGGAUAAUGUGCAUUAUGUAUUCUUAUCAGCUACUAUUCCCAACGCGCGUCAGUUUGCAGAGUGGGUUUGCAGAUUGCAUUCCCAGCCCUGUCAUGUGGUAUACACUGAGUACAGACCUACACCAUUACAGCAUUACAUAUUCCCUGCCGGUGGUGAUGGUAUACAUCUCGUUGUUGAUGAGAAGGGUCAAUUCAAAGAAGAUAACUUCAACACAGCGAUGGCUGUACUAAGCAAUGCUGGGGAUGCGGGCAAAGGUGAGCAGCGCGGCCGACGCGGUGGUGUCAUGCGUGGCAACAACAAGGCCAAUAUAUUCAACAUUGUUAAAAUGGUGAUGGAAAGAAACUUCGCUCCAGUAAUCAUAUUCAGUUUCAGCAAGAAAGAUUGUGAAGCUUAUGCUAUGUUGAUGGCCAAAUUGGACUUUAAUACGAUUGAAGAGAAGAAGUUAGUGGACGAGGUAUUUAGUAACGCGAUGGACAUCCUGUCGGAGGAAGACCGCAAGCUGCCGCAGGUGGAACACGUAGUGCCGCUGCUGCGUCGCGGUAUCGGAAUCCAUCACGGAGGUCUGCUGCCCAUACUCAAAGAGACCAUCGAGAUACUCUUCAGCUUGGGCCUCAUAAAGGCAUUGUUCGCCACGGAAACAUUUGCGAUGGGUCUCAACAUGCCCGCCAGGACUGUGGUGUUCACCAACUGUCAGAAGUUUGACGGAAAGGACUUUAGAUUCAUAACAUCAGGUGAAUACAUCCAGAUGUCGGGUCGCGCGGGGCGGCGAGGUUUGGACGACAAGGGUAUCGUCAUCCUCAUGAUAGACCAGAAGAUCACGCCGGCGGUCGUCAAAACUACAGUACAGGGCAAAGCUGAUCCUAUUAACUCUGCCUUCCAUCUCACUUAUAAUAUGGUGCUUAAUUUGUUGCGAGUUGAAGAAAUAAAUCCAGAAUAUAUGUUAGAGAGGAGUUUCUUCCAGUUUCAAAAUCAAGCCUCCAUUCCAGAUCUCAUAGACAAGGUACAAGAAAAGCAAAAGCAGUACGACAAAUUAUCGUUAGGGCAGGAACAGUCUAUAGCGGAGUACUGUGGGAUACGGGGCCAGCUCGACCUGCUGGCUGCCAAGUUCCGAGGGUUCAUCACCCGUCCAGAGUAUCUCAAGCCUUUCCUGCAGCCCGGCAGACUUGUCAAGGUGAAAACAGAGAAACAUGAAUAUGACUGGGGUAUAAUAGUGAAUUUCAAACAUAACACAGUGAAAGGCAAGAAGCAGAAGGAGGAGAACCCUCUGACAUUGGAGCAGGCCAUCAUUGUGGAUAUUCUACUACAUGUCAAGAAGUGGGAGCCUACAGACCUAGAUACCAAGUUCCCUUGUCCACCAGGCGAGACUGGUGAAGUGGAAGUAGUUCCAGUUUUACAUACAUUAAUAAAUCAAAUAAGUUCCCUUCGAGUUUACUAUCCGAAAGAUUUACGUCCGCCUGACAACCGCAAGUCAGUUCUCAAGACAAUAGGCGAAGUGAAGAAACGUUUCCCCGAAGGACCUCCGCUAUUGAACCCUAUAAAAGACAUGAAAAUUGAUGACCCUGUAUUCAAAAAGUGUGUGGAAAAUAUCAAGAUUUUAGAAGAGAAACUUUACGAACAUCCGAUACAUAAAGAUGAGAAUCGAACCACAUUGAUUUCGUCGUUUGAAAAGAAACAGGAAUAUUUAGAAGAAUUAAAGUCAGCGAAGGCGGAGCUGAAGAAAGCUAAGAGUAUAUUGCACAUGGACGAAUUAAAGAAAAGGAAACGAGUUCUCAGACGACUGGGAUACUGCACUACGUCUGAUGUUAUACAUUUAAAAGGUCGGAUAGCCUGUGAACUAAGUAGUGCGGACGAACUGCUGCUGACGGAGUUGAUAUUCAACGGUGUGUUCAACUCUCUGUCGGCGGAGCAGAGCGCCUCGCUGGUGUCGUGCUUCGUGUGCGAUGAGAACGCCUCGCAGGACUCCAACACCGGCGAGGAACUGCGCGGAGUGCUGCGUCAGCUGCAGGAGUUCGCGCGACGCAUCGCCAAGGUGUCGAUAGACUGCAACAUGCAGCUGGACGAGGACGAGUACGUGGCCAAGUUCAAGUGCACGUUGAUGGAUAUCGUACUCGCCUGGUGCAAGGGAGCCACCUUCUUAGAUAUAUGCAAGAUGACUGACGUGUUUGAAGGAUCAAUAAUAAGAUGCAUACGUCGCUUGGAAGAGGUGUUACGUCAGUUGUGUCAGGCCGCCAAGAGCAUUGGUAAUACUGACCUUGAAGAGAAGUUCUCCUCAGCCAUCACAAUGCUCAAACGAGAUAUCAUAUUUGCAGCCAGUUUGUACAUGUAAAUGUACUCUGACCAUAUAUAAAUUAAGUGAUUAAUAAAUAAUUUACAAUAUUA